CGCACAGAGUUGAGGUUUCGCACUGGAGUCGACAAUGCGCGCAGUAACGCAGGGAGUAGCAUUCCGUGCAUAGCGCCAGUGAGAGUCAACAGUCAAAGCAGAAGGGAAGCGAAGGAGGGAGGGGGAACUGUUGACUCCUGCAGAGGAAGCCGUAAAGUUGUCUGGUUGCUCAUUCAGUCAGUCUGACCAACACUGCGCGCAGCAGGACACGCUGUGGAUGCAAGAAUGCCAUGGAGUGAUUCUUUCUGACGGAUCAAAUAUCGUUUAUCCAAGUUAAUCUCUGCCAUUUCCUUACUCUUGCAGUAUCUUCUUUAUACUGGAGAACAAAGUUCGCAUAGCACAUGCUAUUGGAAGUAAGGCUAAAUUGCAAUAUCUGAUUGAUAACGUGAUGUUAACGGAACUUACAGCGAUAUUCGUUGUGGGCAAAGGUUGCUUCUUCGGAUAGCGACGUCGUUUGGUAUCUCCCGACUAUGGGGAUUUUAAAGUGGAGUUUGUCCUUUUAAACGCAUGAUGAAAUCUUUGCCAUAGGUGGAACUUCUGUUUUGUACUCUCAACUGGAAUCGACAUAAAUAGACAGCGAAGACUGGACCGCGCCUUGCCUUCAUUGCUUGCUGACAGUGGUUGGAUUUGUCGUUGACUUUGACAAGAGCAUGUCAGCCAGUCGCGCAAUGUGAGAUUGACAGCCCCAGGAAUGGCUUCGGCGAUAUUCGAGGGCACCUCUUUGGUCAACAUGUUUGUCAAAGACUGCUGGGUUAACGGAAUCCGCAGACUUAUCAUAAGCCAGAAAGGCGAGGAGGAGGAAUUCUUUGAAAUUAGGACUGAGUGGUCGGACAGAAACGUCUUGUACUUGCACCGAAGUUACUCAGAUUUUGCGAGACUGCUGAAAAGGCUUCUGAAAUGUUUUCCAGAGGACAGACGAAAGCUGUCGAAGUCACCACUAAUAGACGGGCUUGUCAAAAUCAAGAAAACAAGUGAUAUUGAAGAUAAGCUGAACGAAGUGGAGAAGUUAUUGAAAAAUGCAAUCAACUUGCCUUGGAAGUAUUCCAGAUCAGAGGUGAUGCUAACGUUUUUCGAGCGCUCCCCACUCGACCAAAUACUGAGGAACGACAACGUACACAGGAUCCAGCCCUGCUGUCAAAGCCAAGUCAAGAUCUCUGAGAUCAUGAGAUCCAACGGCUUCUGUCUGGCCAAUACAGAGACCAUUGUGUUUGACGAACGCGUCGCACAGGAGAAGGAGAGGCCGUCCUCCACAGACUCAGCUGAGCAUUCGUGUGAUGAGGACAUGAGGGAGGUGGAGAGUCUUCCUGCAGAGGAGCCGGAGGAGCUGCUCAGCGAUGACGACCCCGAGGUGUACGUCACCAACCUGUCCUACUAUCACCUGGUGCCCUUCGAGACCGACAUUCUGGAGUGACCAAAUGGUGCCUUUCGAGACAGACAUUCUGGAGUGACCAAAUGGUGCCCCUCGAGACCGACAUUCUGGGGUGACCAAUGGUGCCUUUUGAGACAGACAUUCUGGAGUGACCAAUGGUGCCUUUUGAGACAGACAUUCUGGAGUGACCAAUGGUGCCUUUUGAGAGAGACAUUCUGGAGUGACCAACAACUACUAUCACCUGGUGCCCUUCGAGACAGACAUUCUGUGUGACCAACUAAAAUCACCUGGGUCAAAGACGUGCAAAAUGGCAUUGUCAUUCAGUGUAACGGAUGCCUUCUGCUGACUGUAACUGUAAAAAACAUGACUCUUUUUAUUUAUUUAUUGUUACAGGGAAUUCAUAAAAGCCUCGGCUGUCAUCCAUUCACUUGAAACAAUUUAAAGAUCAUGUUUUUUUGCAGUUACAGUCGGUGGAAGGUGUCUGUAACACUGAAUGACAAAGACGUCUUUGACCCACCUGCUGCCCUUCGAGACCGACAUUCUGGAGUGACUGAAUGGUGCCUUUUGAGAGAGACAUUCUGGACUGACCAACUAAAAUCACCUGGUGGUCUUUGAGACAGACAUUCUGGGGUGACCAAACUGUCCUACACCACAUUAGCCCGAUUCGGACCUAUGGACCCCCGGUAAUUCGGAAUAAUUACGGAGAAUGUCUGAGUUCUUAGUCCUCCGCGAAUGUGCCAUUUCCGCGACUGGUGAGGUAAUAAUUCCGCCACGAAUUACUUACAGACGUCCUGGGGUAAUUUCACAUAGGCGCGGCGUCUGCACCCCCUUGUAAUGUCUGUGAAUUGAGUAAAUAACAGAUGUUUAUUUAUCCCGUCCGAAUGCGCCCCGAAAAAUCACGGAGGUCCGGGGGUAAUUCCGAAUUACCAGGGGUCUCCAUAGGUAAUAUUUAUCCCGUGCGAAUCGGGCUAUUGUUUCCUUUUGAGACCGUCAUAUUGGAUUGAGCAACUACAGUAGUACCGCCUGGUAACCCCGCCCCUUUUAUGAAACGUCAUCGGUUCUUGUUUCUGGACCAGCUGUCAACUGGUCCUGAGACCCAGAACUAGCACUGGAACUGCCUUAGUGGAAAAGAGGUAUUCGAGACUGGCAUUCUAAAGUGACAAUUGGUCCCUUUUGAGAGAGACACACUGGAGUGACCAUUGGUGCCUUUUGGGAGAGAUAUAAUGGACUGACCCACCUGUCCUCUCCAGCCUGGAGUUGGAUGGUCACCACUGCAUAAACUUAGACUGGAAGAAAUGGGCCAGAUGUUUGUAGCAAAGCAAAGCAAAGUAAAGCAAGCACCCCCCUCUGAUAGCUGGAAUUUCUGAUUUUGAGUUGGACUGGAAGGUAUGGAUUAGGAGUAGUUCAAAGCCCACAUAUUCAUAAAACGUCUGACCUUGGAGAAGGACAACCAAAUGACUAGAUCAAGAUAAUAAAGGAUCUUUUUGCUCCCACUUUUUUUUUUAAAUCUUUGCGGAACAUUUUGGGUGAUCCCCCUUCUUCAGACCUAGUUGAAUCUGACUUUUCCAUCUUCACCUGGAAGGUUGGAUUGACAAGGCAAACCCUGGGUGCUUCUCGUCUUCCCUUUGGCAUGAUGCAAUUGAGCAAAGGAAAGGUCAUAAGAACAUCUCGAACCUCAGUUGAGUUAUCCUUGUUGCUGUGGAGUGGUGUUUAAAGUGAUCAUGUCCCAUUUUUGGACAUAAGCUUAUUUUAUACCUCUCCCUGAGUUAAAUGACUGGGUUUUACCUUUCUCCUGUACUUCCUGCCGUUCUCUGAGUACGGCAGUACAAAGUUUACCUCCAGUUAACAUUGAGUUCUUGGAGACCAGCUGGCGGCUAGCUGGUCUCAUAGGACUCAAUGUUAACUGCUAGCUUGGAGGUAAAAUUUGGGCUGCCAUACCCAGAGAACGGUUGAAAGUACAGGAG
Messenger RNA from Engraulis encrasicolus (European anchovy), 3333 nucleotides. It is a transcript of the gene pxdc1b, whose product is annotated as PX domain containing 1b. The record is from RefSeq and is a predicted model, not a curated record. Bases 692 to 1411 code for a protein of 239 amino acids. NCBI's taxonomy places the organism in Eukaryota, Metazoa, Chordata, Actinopteri, Clupeiformes, Engraulidae. The transcript is spliced from 5 exons. Gene Ontology annotation, molecular function: phosphatidylinositol binding.